UUUGUACUUAAAAGAUGUAUUUUGUAUUUUUUUUUUCCUUUAUUUAAAUAUAUAAGCACUCUUAAAUGAACUAACAUUCACCAAAACAAUGAACUAGGUAAUGAAGCAGAGUUUGGUAAUACUGUCAUGACUACUCCGCAAAGAAAUUUAGAUGAGUUUAUAUCCAACUUAACAAGGGAAGAAGACGACCUUAAGCAACAACUACAAUAUUUGAAGUCAAAAGGCAAGAAGCGCAAGCGAAUUGUUGAUGAGUGGUUUGACAAACUACAGAAUAUGAAACAAAGAUGUAUAUAUAUGAAAAACUCACUGAAUGAGUCUGGUCGGCCUAAUUUCAAUGUGCAAGGAGAAAUAAGAGAUUUGAUUAAAGGAAUGCAAAAUCAUAAGAAAUGCAAGCCUAUGGUGCUGUCAAAUGAAUUUGUUGGUAAGAAAUUCGAAGGGAAUGUGAAGAAGAUGUGGAAGCUUUUGCGAGAUGAUCAAGUUUUCAUUAUUGGCAUAUAUGGAAUGGGAGGGGUCGGAAAAACAUUCCUAGCAACUUAUAUCCAAUGUGAGAUAAUAAGAAGCAAAAUUUUUGAGGAUGUCUUAAGGGUAACGGUCUCUCAUGAUUUCAACAUCUUCAAAUUGCAACAACAAAUUGCAGAAAAAAUAAAGGUAAACCUCUGCAAAAGUGAUAAUGAGACUAGUAGAGCAAUAAUUUUAGAAUCAGAGUUGGAGAAAAGAAAAAACACAGUAAUUAUUUUGGAUGAUAUUUGGGAAUAUGUUGAUCUAGAAAAAGUGGGAAUUCCACUUGGAGUUGGAGUAAAGGGUAUUAAAGUAAUCAUGACAAGUCGCUUGAGACAUGUGUGUCAACAGAUGAAGUGCUUAUCAGAUAAUAGGAUAGAAGUGGGGGCUUUCAAUGCUGAUGAUGAAUAUGGAGAAGCUUGGGAGUUGUUUUGGCUAGGACUUCAAAACUUUGGGACACGUCCCAAACUUUCUCCUGAAGUGCGAAAUAUUGCAAAAUGUGUUGUAAGUAAAUGCGAUGGUUUACCACUUGCAAUAAGUGUGAUGGCUCGAAUCAUGAUAGGGAAUACUAGCAUCCAUGAGUGGAAAUAUGUCCUGGAUGAAUUUGAUGAAUGGUUAAUGAAAGCGGAGAUGAAGAAAGAAGUGAUAACUGUACUAAGACGUAGCUAUGACAAUUUAGCUGAAAAGAAGGUGAAAAAAUGUUUCUUAUACAGUGCAUUGCUACCUAAGUCUUUUGUUAGGGAAGAUUUGAUUAUGAUGCUGGUGGAUAUGGGACUCUUAAAUGGAAGGAGGAGUUUGAAGAAAAUAUUUAACAAGGGAAAUAACAUAGUGAAGAAACUCAUAAACCAUUCAUUAUUGUUGGAGCAUAAUUCAACUUUAAGAAUGCAAGGUCUGGUGAAGAAAAUGGCCUGGAAUAUCUUGAAGGAGAGUGAUGCUAACACGAUGCUAAAAUGUAAUGAAUAUAUGAAAAGCAUAUCUGAACUGGAAUGGCCAACUGAUUUGGAAACCGUUUCUCUUGCUAACAAUACUAUAGAAGAGAUUCCAUAUGGCACAUCUUUUAAUUGUCCACGCUUAUCCACUUUGCUUUUAUUUGACAAUUCAAUUGGACAUAUUCCGGAGGAUUUUUUCACAUACAUGAAUGCUCUAAAAACACUUGGUUUAUCAGAAAAGCAUAACCUAACAAGUUUGCCUCGUUCUUUAUCGAACGUGAGGUCUCUCACUUCUUUGAUGCUCUAUGAAUGUUCAGAAUUAAAUGAUAUACCUCCAUUGGGAGAGCUACAAUCAUUGUUGAGGUUGCAGAUUUCAGGUUGUUCUAUAGAAGCAUUACCGGAAGGUUUGGAAAAUUUAAUAAACUUGAAAUGGCUAGAUUUGUCCAAUAAUGUCAAUUUGGAAUUGGUACCAGGAAGUUUUCUCUCUAGUUUGACCAACAUUCAAUACCUGAAUCUCUGGCUUUGUUCAGGAGGUAUAGAAGUAGAAGAUGUAGAGAAGGGAUGACAAUGUUUGAAUGUUUUGCAGAAAGAUUUAUCGAUCACGAUAAUCUCAAUCGUUAUGUGCGAGAAAUCUUGUACAAUGCUAAUGGAACUCAAACUUAUUUAAUUGAUUAUCUUGAUUCGAAGCACAAUGGGCAUAAGAUGCCUCUUCGGGGCCGUGAAUCUCGACUUUCCACAUUUGAGUGUCGAACUGUGUCUUUUAUAGAUUGUAAAAA
Molecule: messenger RNA, 2203 nt
Organism: Vigna umbellata (rice bean)
Lineage: Eukaryota; Viridiplantae; Streptophyta; Magnoliopsida; Fabales; Fabaceae
Source: RefSeq, a predicted model, not a curated record